UCCCGUUCCCGUCUACUAUAAUAACACGUCUAUGCUUUGACUUCAACCACAUGGACUCGUAGGAUACAUGUGGGAUAUUGUUAACCGGAUUAUUUUUGCAAUACAGUUUAAAAGAUGUAAACGGACAUAUGUCUUCAAGUAAUCAAGAAAUACGAAUUUUAAAUAAGGAAGAAUUUUAAAUAUAUCCUUGAAGAUGUCAGUUGUAUCAUCAAGAGUUAGUAGUGUCUCAUCGAUAUUAAAGGCUCCAGGAGUCAGGUCGCAAUUAAUUAGACAAUCUAACAGGGUUUACUUUAAGCUUCCAAAUAAUUUAAAGAAUAUUAUUUACAAUUUUGAGAAUGGCAGUGGAAUUAAGGAUUAUGAAGAAUUAAUAUGUAUCUUGCGAGAUUCUAAUAUAAAGGAUUCAGAUCUUAUAGAAUUUUUAACAAAUGUUAGACAUUGUAUAUCAUUACUCAGUCCAGUUCAUAAAUUACUUGUUGAAACACUUCUACAGAUGAAAUGGACUAAUCGUUCUUCAGAAGUUGCAUCUGCUUAUAAAACAUUUAUAGAGGAUUUAAUUUGUAUGCAAAUUCAUUUUGCUAAAAAUGUGAUAGAUAAUUUAGUUGAACAUUUUAAGCCAGAAGACGAUGAUGAUACAAAGUGGGAAGAUGGAAAGUGUAUUGAUGUUCAAAGAUUAAGUCACAUACAUGAUGUUCUACGCAAAAUCUUAAUAGUUGUGCCCAUGUCAAGUAAACUUCUAUUACAGUCACUUAGAGGAAGGUUUCCAUAUAUUGUUCACGGAACCCAUACGCAUGAAGUGUAUAUUUAUGCAUUACUUCAAAUAUUGGAAUAUGCACCUCAAUUAAGAUCUGACAUUUUGUCUCUAAUUAUUAAUAGGCUCAUGGUAUUAGAUGUAAAUAUACCACGAUUAGAGACAGAUAAUGAAGAUGAAGACUUAAUGGAUGAUAGUAGUGAAUGCGACAGUACAACUGGUAAUGAGAACAAUGUUGUUGCAGACAGUGAUAUAACAGAAACAGAUAAAAUACAUCCAAUAGCUCAUAAAUUGGAUGUAUGCAUGGAACAGAUUCUGAAAUACAUGCAUGACUUCUGUUUUAUUGAAGGAGUUUUGCAAAUAGAACCUUUAAAAAGUCUUUACUUUGAUUUAUUGCAAAUAUUUGAGACAGUAAUAUUACCAACCCAUGCAAGUCAAUAUGUGCAGUAUAUUAUAUUCUAUAUCUGUAGUUUUAAAACAGCUGUUGCAGAGGCUUUUAUAGAUUGGUUAUGGCGUAAAGUUACAAAUCCUAAUAUACCUUCUAUAAUACGGCGAUCAUCUGUAGCAUAUAUUGCAAGUUUUCUAGUUACAGCUAAUUUUAUUACAACUAGCAUUGUGAAAGUGGUGCAGUUUAAAUUGUGUAAAUGGAUACAUGAUUAUAUCAACAUGCAAGACCACUCAAGCUAUGUAAGUAAUGAGAAGAAAGAUCAUACAGUAUUCUAUUCAGUAUGUCAAGCGUUAUUUCUCAUAAUUAGUAAAAGGCAUAAUGACUAUCCUGAUUCAAAAAAAUAUAUGCUAUAUUUACAAGAGUUGGACUUAGCAAAAAUUAUUACUUCUAAGUUGAAUCCAUUGAAAGCUUGUCAUCCUGAAAUUCUACACAGUUUUGCAGAAAUUACGCGAAUGUACCAAUUGGCAUAUUGUUAUACCAUAAUUGAGAACAAUACACGAAGUCAACUUCCAAUUUUUAAUAGCAAUAAGACCGCAUUAACUACAAUCGAAAAUUUUUUUCCGUUUAGUUCGUAUACUUUACAGCAAAGUAGUAAAAAAUUAGUUUCUUUGGUUCGUGACAAUGUUACUAAUAGUAACGAAUACAGGACAUCUAUAGAAUAUAAAGAAGACAUUGAUUACAUGACUGAAUAAUAGACUUAAGUUUUAAAAUUCGAUGUAUAGUAUAUUUUGAUGUAUUUUCAGUCUAUUUGUAAUUGCCUUUUGAAUAAAUUAAAUAUACAUGAA
This is a messenger RNA of Megalopta genalis, 1981 nucleotides long. Lineage: Eukaryota; Metazoa; Arthropoda; Insecta; Hymenoptera; Halictidae. The record is from RefSeq and is a predicted model, not a curated record.